AGAGGACGCAACCGCGCAAUCUGAGAUUGCUGCCACGCGCUGGAGACACGCAUCGCCACACACGUAGCGCUCUGGCUACAAACCCCCAACAGCGCAAAGCUCUAGCCUUUGGCCUUGAUCUCCUGCAACCGAUCGCUCCAAUUGUACAGCCCCGGCGCACACCGCUCCCACUUCAAGGAUAUGAGCAUUCCGCAGCGUCUGCAGGGCUCUGGCAAGUGCACCACAGCCACUGCAGACUCGGCAGCUUGCCGCCGCUGCCCGCCGGCGCCACGCCGCGCAACACUUGUGCAGCCACGCUGCCAGCAGCGGCCUGGGGCCCACCAGCCGGUAGACGCUGCCGACGGCGCUGAUCGCUGGCAGCAGCCGCAGCGGCGGCUGGCGGCGGCGCUGGCGGGGGUGGCUGCCACGGCGGCGCUGCUUGUGGGCACUCCUCUAGACGUCGCUAAGGCCAGGCCAGUGCUCACGCAAGACGAAAAGAACACGAUAGCCCUGUUCCAGCGCAGCAGGCCAAGCGUAGUCUACAUCACAAGCCUCACGACCCGGCGGGACGCCUUCACGCUCAACAUGCUGGAGAUUCCGCAGGGAGAGGGCUCAGGGUUUGUGUGGGACAAGCAAGGCCACAUUGUGACCAACUAUCACGUGAUCCGGGGCGCCUCCGAUGUGCUGGUGACGCUAUCAGGCGGCGAGGGGCAGCCUGCCAAGGUGGUGGGCUUCGACGAGGACAAGGAUGUGGCGGUGCUGCAGAUACAGGCUAAAGAGAUGGAGGCAAGCAGGGAGGGAGGGGGAGGGAGGGGCCCACUGACCCCGCUGCGCCUGGGCGACUCGGCAGAUCUGGAGGUGGGGCAGAAGGUCUUUGCCAUCGGCAACCCCUUCGGCCUGGACCACACGCUCACCGCAGGCAGCGGCACGGGGCGGGAAAUCAACUCUGGCAACACGGGGCGCCCCAUCCAGGAUGUGAUCCAAACCGAUGCAGCCAUCAAUCCAGGCCACGGUGGGCCGUUGCUGGACAGCAGUGGCAGCAUGAUUGGCAUCAACACAGCCAUCUAUAGCCAGUCAGGUGCGCGGAACAGCGCGGGCGUGGGCUUUGCCAUCCCUGUGGACGUGGUGAAGAGCAGCAUCAUCAAGUACGGCAAGGUGGUGCGGCCCAUCAUGGGCAUCAGCUUUGCGCCAGACCAGUCGGUGGAGCAGCUGGGGGUGAACGGCGUGCUGGUUCUCAACGCACGGGACGGCGGGCCUGCUGCCAAGGCCGGCGUGCGGGGCUCGACGCGGGAUGAGUACGGCCGGCUGGUGCUGGGCGACAUCAUUCUGGCCAUCGACGGCAAGCGCAUCAACACCGCCUCAGACCUGUACCGCAUCCUGGACAAGUGCUCGGUGGGGGACAAGCUGGAUGUGGAGGUGCUGCGGGCGGAUGCUACCGAGCACCUGACCAUCACGCUGGAGGCAAGCGCCUGA
Molecule: messenger RNA, 1452 nt
Organism: Chlorella variabilis
Lineage: Eukaryota; Viridiplantae; Chlorophyta; Trebouxiophyceae; Chlorellales; Chlorellaceae
Exons: 13
Coding region: 181-1452 (423 amino acids)
Biological process (GO): proteolysis
Molecular function (GO): protein binding; serine-type endopeptidase activity
Source: RefSeq, a predicted model, not a curated record